Messenger RNA from Oppiella nova, 768 nucleotides. The record is from the annotation of a GenBank genome assembly. NCBI's taxonomy places the organism in Eukaryota, Metazoa, Arthropoda, Arachnida, Sarcoptiformes, Oppiidae.
AUGUCUAUAAAUCCUGUCCAUCAAAAUCUGGAUGAAGUCCGCCAUCGAGUGUCACAAGCGGUCGCUCGGAGGACACAACUCAUGGGUUCGCAGGAAAAAGUCGUACAAUUAGUGACCGCUUCCAAGACACAGUCCGUCGAUAAGAUAGUAGAGGCCUACCGGUGCGGUCAACGUGUCUUUGGCGAGAACUACGUACAGGAGCUGAGCGUCAAAAGUGUGGAUCCAUUAAUCGCGGAGAUGUGUCCGGACAUCGAGUGGCGACUUAUAGGACACAUUCAGACCAACAAAAUCAAUCAACNUAUCUGUCUGAGUUUAGGCGUCGCCGAAGAGUCUCUGAAAUUAAGUUUCGGAAUGACCGCAGACUUUGAAGAGGCCAUUGGGUUGGGAAGCGAUGAGGUGAGGGUCGGCACAGCCGUCUUCGGUCAACGCAAAUACCCCAUUGGAGUCCUAACACAUGGCAAGUGGGAUAUGAGUCGCUAUACUGAUCCUCAAUACUUACAACUCAUACGCGAUAAUGAUAUGGCUAUAGACACUGAGCUAGGUGGUAACAUAACCAUUUAUAUCCCGGCUAUAUUCACUACAUUGACGGGCACCGGGAACUUAUUGACUGGCCAUCAGUCUUGUUCACAUCAUCAGCGCCAGCCGUAUGGGCCCCGUAGAGGAGCCCUAAAAUAUUCACUCUUUCAGAGCUACCAAUUACUUAUAUUCAUUCCGUGCAUACCCAAAGUGAGAGAGCUAGGAUCGGGGGAUCAGGGGAUAAAAAAAUAA